Messenger RNA from Coffea arabica (coffee), 1616 nucleotides. Its product is annotated as CASP-like protein 4A3. NCBI's taxonomy places the organism in Eukaryota, Viridiplantae, Streptophyta, Magnoliopsida, Gentianales, Rubiaceae. The record is from RefSeq and is a predicted model, not a curated record.
GUUCCCACAAACUCAAAAGAAGAACCCCACCUCCCAACCCAAAAAAAAGGCUUUCAUUUACUUCUUCUCUUUCUUCCCAGUUCCCACUUCUGAAAUUCUUAACCAACUUUUGAAAUUUCCCCGUCAAAAACAGAACAAUUCAUCGAAAUAACUAAAUAAAGAAAAAAAAUGGAAAAUCCAAGUCCUAGUCCAAAUCCAAGUUCAACCCCUCCAACCGCCGCCAACCACCAGCACCAGCACCAGCACCAGCACCAGCACACCAAUUCCUCCUCCACCGCCACGCCCAGAAAAAACUUCAAGAGUGACAGUCACAAGAGCACUAGAUCAACAUCAAUGUCGGAUACCGAAUCUCAAGUCGACUCGUUCCACUCCCCACUCCGAUCAAUCUCGCCACUCCACUCCGACGACCCUGUUUUCAAAUCCCCUUCCGAUUCUAAAGCAAUUGUUUCGGUUGAUAAGUACUUCUCCCCUCUCCGGUCACCGAAAAAGCCAUGGUCGGAGAAUUCGAGUUUUCCGGCGACUCCCUUGACGGCGGACGGAGGAGGGAAGGACGGGACUGGGAAUCCGUCGCAGGGGAUGAUGAUGUUUAACCGGUCGGUGAGAGAUGGAGUGCAGCCGGGAGUGGAGAAGUUGGAGAUGGGGCUCGGUCGGAGAGGCGAACGUGAUGAGGUCGGCGGAGAGCGUCCGUCCAGGGCGGCGGUUGAUUCGAUUUUGCGGAGGUCGAAUAGGGAUGUGAUGGUGAAGAAAUCGGCGUUAGGGUUUAGGAUUUGUGAGGUGAUUUUGUGCUUGAUUGCUUUUUCAGUUAUGGCUGCUGAUAAAACUCAGGGUUGGAGUGGUGAUUCUUUUGAUCGCUAUAAAGAAUAUAGGUACUUGGUUGGGGUAAAUGUGAUUGGAUUUGUAUAUUCCGGGUUCCAAGCUUGUUGUUUGGCUUAUUAUUUGGCUACUGGAAAUCAUGUCAUUUCAAGCCCACUGCGUUACUUCUUUGAUUUCUUCAUGGAUCAGGAUUUUAUCCAUUUCACUCGCAGAUACUUGCAUAUCUUAUAAUGUCAGCAUCAUCCUCAUCAGCAACCAGGGUGGAUGACUGGGUGUCAAAUUGGGGUAAAGAUGAGUUCACAGAGAUGGCUGCUGCAUCUAUUAGCAUAUCCUUCCUGGCAUUUUUUGCAUUUGCCUUCAACUCUCUCAUAUGUGGUUACAGUUUAUGCAACCGUGACUCCAGUUGAUCUUCAUAUCGAUUGGUACUUUCCUUUCCUGCAAAUAACUCUGAAGCUGUACAGCCCUAGUGGUAUAAUCAAGAUUAAAUUUUCCUUCUUGCUGUAGAUAAAAGGAAUUUGUAAAAAUAGAUGUUAGGUGAAAUGGAUUUCGACUCUAUUCAACAAAGAUGCCUAAUUACACCUCGCAUGCUUGGGGUAUGUAUUUAUUUUUCAAUGUUUUCCCAAUCUAGGAUACUGAUAUAGCCAGGUAUCUUUUUGAUGUCUAUGGGCAUGAGCAUUUUGCUCAAGUGACAGAGGAAUUCAUGUUUGCUUCUUGCAAGUUUAGGAUUUGUUCAGGAAUAUCCGCUCCCAAAACCAAAUUGCUUGAUAUUUGAAAGAGCUGGAAAUUUUCCAUGUAGAACAGAA